AUGGAUGCAAUGAUCAAAUCUUCAUGGUCUUUGGCUUUGGAAUCUUCAAAGCUUUCCCCUUCUGAUGCAGAAGAGAUGGACAAAACUUCCGUAUUGGGAGAUGCCAUCACAUACUUGAAACACCUUCAAGAAAGAGUGAAGACGUUGGAAGAACAAGCGAGGAUGCAGACCAUGGAAUCAGCGGUGCUCGUCAAGAGAUCACAAGUCACGGCAGAGGAUGAGAGCUGUACUGAUGGAGAAAGCGGUAGCUACGACGAGCAUCCGCUGCCGGAAAUCGAAGCCAGAGUCUGCAACAACCACAUCCUUCUCAGAGUCCAAUGUGAGAAGCACAAGGGAGUUUUGGUGGAUUUACUCAGCAAAGUGGAGAAACUCAACCUCGCUAUUCUCCACACCAAUGUCGCAACGUUUGGGAGUUUAGCCCUUGAUAUUACCAUCAUUGCAGAUGUAAUAACAAUCUCGAUCCUCAUAAUCGAGUAUGUUAAGAUUUUUCAAUUGGAGUAA
Molecule: messenger RNA, 501 nt
Organism: Sesamum indicum (sesame)
Lineage: Eukaryota; Viridiplantae; Streptophyta; Magnoliopsida; Lamiales; Pedaliaceae
Source: RefSeq, a predicted model, not a curated record